CAAAGAUGGCGACACCUGCAUUUACUAUAUCAGUUACGUCCAAAUAGGGAAUUAUAUUAGCAUCUUGCCGAAAUUUUCUUCACUUACCAACGACAUCGCAAUUUAUCAACGAUUGUAAGAAAACUUAGUAAAGUAGUGUCUCUGUCAUAUAAGGACUAGGCAGGAACCGUUGACUUUGGAUAGUAUUGCAGAGGGCGAUAAUACAGAUUUACAUUGGCAAGAAGCAAAUGGAAAAUCUAGAGUGAUCGUCGAGAAAUAGAUGGUUUCUAUAACAGAAUAUCCAUGAAGUAUCCAAUGCAAGAUAAGAUUAUUAAGUAUGAGCCUAAGGAGCACCAAUGUUUUGAGUACACUUACGAAAGAGCCCUAAUUCGCUCUAACUCUGCCAACGAUUGCUCUUUUCGAACAUGUGCAUUGUUCACGGUUGCAAUACUCAGUGUUGAAGUUUUGGUUGUUAUUCUAGUCGUUUUAUUUAGCGAUGACAGUGUUAAAGUUCCUCUUAACCAAAGAUAUUUUGACAACAACUUUCAAAAAUACAUCGAUGAAUAUCCUGAUAAUAUGACGAUGCAAGAAUUCUUAUUGCAGUACGAUAGUAUUUGUGAAAUAAAAGACCAUGCAAAUACCUGCCCCUGUGUAUCACCAUAUUUAAAAGGGCCAAUAAAUCUAACGAAUCCAGAUCCGGGUAAACCUGUAAAAGCCGGUGGAACGUGGCAGCCAAGCAUUUGUAAACCCCGGCAAAAAUUAGCUGUGAUUGUUCCAUUUCUCGAUAGAGAUGCCCAUUUGAAGAUCUUUUUAUCAAUACUGCAUCCGAUGCUGCAAAGACAAUUAUUGGAUUACACUAUAUUUGUUGUUGAACAAUCUAGUCCUGAGAGAUUCAACAAAGCCGCGAUAAUGAAUGCUGGUUUCUUGGAGGUGAAUAAAUUGGGAAAUUUUGAUUGCAUAAUAUUUCACGACGUUGAUAUGUUACCUGAGGAUGACAGAAAUUUUUAUGCUUGUAGUAAAAGCUUUAGACAUGUUGGUAGCCAUUUGAGCAAAUGGAAUUAUACGGUUCCCUAUAGAGCAAUAUUUGGAGGAGCUAUAUCAAUGCCACCGAAAUUAUUUCGACAGUGCAAUGGAUAUUCAAAUGACUUUUGGGGAUGGGGAGGUGAAGAUGAUGAUAUGUUCAAAAGAGUGAUUGCACAACAACUUAGAAUUUUACGAUUUCCCAAAACUGCCUCUUCAUAUCAGAUGAUAAAGCAUGAUAGAGAUAGAAGAAAUCCUCCUUUUCAAUUUGCUUAUUUAGCAAAUAGGUGGCGACCUAUUAGAUAUAAGCAAGAAGGGCUAAAUUCAGUGAAAUAUGAAGUUGAUAAAAUUGAAUAUCGACCUCUGUAUACAUGGAUUAUGAUGAAGAUCUUAAAUGCACAGAUUGGUGUAUACCCCCAAAAUUAG
Dimorphilus gyrociliatus is the source of this 1425-nucleotide messenger RNA. NCBI's taxonomy places the organism in Eukaryota, Metazoa, Annelida, Polychaeta, Dinophilidae. The record is from the annotation of a GenBank genome assembly.